Hydra vulgaris (swiftwater hydra) is the source of this 2009-nucleotide messenger RNA. RefSeq names its product calnexin. Gene Ontology annotation, biological process: protein folding. Gene Ontology annotation, cellular component: endoplasmic reticulum; endoplasmic reticulum membrane. Lineage: Eukaryota; Metazoa; Cnidaria; Hydrozoa; Anthoathecata; Hydridae. Gene Ontology annotation, molecular function: calcium ion binding. The record is from RefSeq and is a predicted model, not a curated record.
UAAUUUAAAAGUCGCCUGGUAACUGCUCACAAAAUUCGGCCAUUUUGAACCAUUGAAAAGCUACUCUUCUCGAAAGCAAUACCAUAAUUGCAAAGAGGCAAUACAAUUGUCAUAUAAAUUGUGUUGAAUCGUUCAAUAUGCUCAGUUUAGCAACAUUGUUAUUAUUUUUUUCAUCAAUAUCUUUGACAUUUUGUGAAGAAGAAAAUGUAUUGGAAAAGCAGGUGUUGCAUUAUGUGAAGCCAAGUGUUGAUGGUGCUGCCCAUUUUUCAGAAGCAUUUCAUGAUGAGUCUGAGUUUAAUUCAAGAUGGAAAAAAUCUGAAGCAAAGAAAGAUGGAGUUGAUGAAGCAAUAAGCAAGUAUAAUGGUGUAUGGGCCAUUAAAGAGCCAAAGGAAAAUCCUAUGCUUGGUGAUAAUAGUCUUGUUUUAGUUUCUGAAGCCAAACAUGCUGCAAUAUCUACUAUGUUAGACAAACCAUUUAAGUUUGAAAAUAAACCAUUGAUUGUUCAGUAUGAAGUUCGUUUCCAAAACACUCAUGAGUGUGGUGGGGCUUAUAUAAAGCUUUUAUCAGAAUCUCCAUCGCUUAAUCUAAAAGUUUUUAAUGACAAAACACCAUACACCAUUAUGUUUGGCCCAGAUAAAUGUGGCGGAGAUUCUAAGAUUCACUUCAUCUUUCAACAUGAAGAUCCUAUAACACACAAAAUGGAAGAAAAACAUGCAAAAAAAUCCGAAGGCGAUUUCAGCAAAAUAUUUGAUGACAAGAAAACUCAUUUAAUGACAUUAAUAGUGAGACCUGAUAACAGUUUUGAAAUACUUGUUGACAAAGUAAAAGUAAAUGAAGGCAGCCUGCUUACUGAUAUGGAGCCCCCAGUUAAUCCUCCUAAAGAAAUUGAUGAUCCAGAAGACAUUAAACCUGAUGAUUGGGAUGAAAGAGAAAAAAUUAUAGAUUCAACUGCAACUAAACCUGAGGACUGGGAUGAAGAUGCACCUAAGCAAAUAGUUGAUACUAGUGCAACAAAACCAUCUGGUUGGUUAGAUGAUGAGCCAGAACUCAUUGCUGAUCCUGCUGCUGUACGUCCAAGUGAUUGGGAUGAUGUUGAAGAUGGGGAAUGGGAAGCACCACAGAUUAGCAAUCCUAAAUGUAAAGAAGUAGGAUGUGGAAAGUGGCAAGCUCCUCUCAAAAAUAAUCCUGAUUACAAAGGCAAAUGGACUGCUCCUCUGAUUACAAAUCCUAACUACAAGGGUGUCUGGGCUGCAAAGAAAAUACCUAAUCCCAACUACUUUGAAGAUUUAAAUCCAUUUGCAAUGAAACCAAUUGUAGCAGUAGGAUUUGAACUUUGGUCAAUGCAAUCUGAUAUUGCUUUUGAUAAUCUGAUUGUUUCUGAUGAUGAUUCAAUUGUAAAUCAAUGGACUCUACAAACUUGGCAACUUAAAUAUGAAAAAGAAGUUGAAAAUACACCAAAUGCCAUAGUUAGUUUGUGGAGUUCAUGGAUAGAAACAACAAAUGAAAAACCAUGGCUAUGGGUUGUUGCUGCAUUUGCCAUUCUUUUACCAAUUGUUCUUAUUUAUAUUUUCUGUUUUCCCAGUAAAGACUCUGUUGCUGAGCGAAAGAAGACAGAUGCUGUUGUUCCAGAUGAGGAACCCAAUGACAGUAAUGACUCCGCAGAUGAAGAAAAAGAUGAUUCCACAGCUGAAAACAAGAACUCCGAUUCAUCUCUUAAAGAAAAAACAAACGAAGAUACAAAAAAACCCAAUAAACUAGAGGAAAGCGAGGAGGAGGAAAAAGAAGUUGAAACAGUUGAAGACGAAAUUCCAAGUCCAUCUCCAAGGACUCGAGCUCGACGCAAGACGCGCAAAGAGUAGUGUAGCCCGUUAGUAUGUUUUGAUAUUGAAUGUUUUCUUCGAUGCAACCUUGGUAAAUUAUUUAAAUGGUUAGACUCUGUUGUAAGUCUUAGAAUAUCUUAGUUAGUUUAUUGAAGUUUUGAAAUGUUAAAGAAAUAAACGUUUGUAGAA